AUGGAUGCAGAACGGCUCAAGACAGUCGCCAUCGCACUGGGAGCACUGUCGUUGCCAGCGCUAUAUAUGCUUCUGAAACCUAAGGUAUCAAUUCCUGGUCCUCGUGGUCUUCCUUUCAUUGGAAACAUGCUCGACUUUCCAACGACCGAGCCUUGGUUCGUGUGGGAAAAGUGGAGGAAGCAGUACGGUCCUAUCGUCUGUCUGGAAAUCUUUGAAGUGAAAAUUAUCAUGCUCAACGAACCGCGUCUGAUCACCGAAAUGCUGGAUAAGACGCCGGCCUCAUCAGGACGUUCGACAUUCUACGUCUUGGGUGAACUCGCCAUUGCCGGUAUUACAAUCAAGAUGACCUAUGGCAUCGACAUUGCGGACAAGAAUGAUCCUAUCAUGGCCGAUGCUCAAGUUGCAGUGGAUCAAUUCAACGAAAACACCAAACCAGGCUCGCAAUUGGUCGAAUUCUUUCCUUUCCUCAAGUACGUGCCGGGUAUGCGCUACAAGAGGAUGGUACCACAAUGGAAGAAGGAGAUUAACAAAGUUCCCGAGACACCAUCUAGUGUCGUCGUGGGUGAACUGCGCAAAGGUAUCGUCAAGCAAACGGUAGCCCAUGAGCUCCUACAAGAACCAAAUAUGUCGCGCGAGCGUCUCAGAGAGGUUCAAUGGACGUUGGCAUCCAUUUACUUUGGUGGCAUCGACACGACAGCGAACGCAAUCAACAGCGCCGUCCUUGCCAUGGCACUAUAUCCCGAGGUCCAAAAGAAGGCACGAGAUGAAAUAGAGAGGGUAUUGGGGGAAGAUCAACUUCCGACCGCAAAGGAUCGCAAAAGCCUACCCUAUAUCGACGCUUUCAUCAAAGAAGUCAUGCGUUGGCACCCAAUCAUACCAACUGGUGGUCCUCGUCGCCUUACAGAAGAUAUCAUCUUUGAAGGCUAUGUACUCCCGAAGGAGACGAUUGUCAUAUCCAACUUAUGGUGUAUCUGUCACGACGAUCGAUUCUUCUCGUCCCCGCACGAAUUCCUUCCUGAGAGAUUCCUCAAGUCGGACGAUCCAAACGCGCCAACUGCAUUGUACGAACCGUGGAACCUUGUCUUUGGUGCUGGGAAACGGAUAUGUCCAGGACGGGAUCUUGCAGACUUGGAGAUAUGGUAUGCAGUUGCUACAAUCUUUGCCACGCUGCACAUCGAACUUGCUCCGGGAGAGCGCAAGGCGGCUGCAUUCCUCUCUGAAACUCUGAGCGGCCCUGAAAAGUUCUCGUUCACGAUAACGCCAGUGAGCCCAACGAUCGAGAGAGUCUUACGAUACUUGGUCGCAGACCAGUAA
Molecule: messenger RNA, 1314 nt
Organism: Serendipita indica DSM 11827
Lineage: Eukaryota; Fungi; Basidiomycota; Agaricomycetes; Sebacinales; Serendipitaceae
Source: the annotation of a GenBank genome assembly